AAAAUACAAAAUAUAACAUAUAAGAAAAAAAUAUAAUUUUAUUAUAUGGUUAAUGUAGUUGUUUGAAUUUUUUAAUAAUAUAAAUUAAACAAAAGAGAUGGAGGAUACAAAAUUAUUAUCAAAUCUUUAUUAUUCAAAAUCAUUAAUUGUCAUAUAUAUGUUGAUCAUAUUAGCUAAUUUUGUAGCUUUUGUUUAAGGAAAUAAUAAAAAAAAUAGUUUUUAUGCAUUACUAAUCAAUUUGAUAGUUAAUUUAAUAAAAACUAUAAUAUAUAUUUAGAUAUACCAACCUAUUUUUGUAAAGAUUAUGAAAUUCAUGAAAAGUUGUAAGUCACUUCAAUUAAUAUAUAAGAGAUGUUAUCUUUUUCUAAUGAAAAUGAAUGUGAUAAUGAUAAAUAAGCAAAAUUCAUAAAAUCACUUCUCUAAUAAUUAGCAGAAAUGUAAUUUGACUUGUGAAUUAAGACAUGUCAUCAUUUUCACUAAAAAAUCUUAUAUUUUCUAAUGAAAUGAAUGUGAUAAUAACACAUAAGCAAAAUUCAUAAAAUCACUUCUCGAAUAAUGACUAAAGAAUCUUUGGAAAACAAAAAGUUUCAUAUAUUAAUGCACUUUUAUUUUAUCAAAAACUGUGUAACCAAUGAUAUUUUGUUGUUUGUUUUGUGAUUGGUUGAAUAUCUUUUAAUUUAUAGUUUAAUAAUAUUUUUAAGAUAAAAAAAACAAUUUUUUUAAUAGUUGUGCAUAAUUCUAAAAUUUCAUGUAUUUUGAAACAGAGGGAGUAGAUGGUUAAACCCAAAUCGACCAAAAAAAAAAAACAAUAAGAGCUUAAGUUCUUCAACGUCAAGUUAGGUCUUCUUUACUGACUACUUGAAGUCCAUAGUUAAUCUUUCACAUGACAAGAGAUCCAAACUUUUCACACUCAUCUUGAAACUCAUGAUUUUUUUUUGGUAACUGGCUCUAAAUCCGCUUUAAUUUGUCAUUACACGACAACAUUUUUCUACAUCCACUUAAAAAGAUUCAAACGUUUUGUUCAAAAAUUCUCCAAAACUUACGACAUGUGUUAUGCCAUGCGGCAGAUACUACGAAACACAGGAAAUUUGUUUAUCUCUUUUUACUAUUAAGUCUCAUCUUGCAACCAAAGACCAAACUCAUCUUCUCUACCUAAAGUAACCAUGUUGUGUCUUCAAGCUUCUUUCUGUAUCUCUCUUAUUAGCUUUUAUAUAUCACUUCUCAGCUUUGUCAAUCUAAACUCAGCUUCGGAUUCAAACUCUGGUCUCUGCACUCUUUACCCAUGUAACCAACCGCCUCAACCGCCUUCUUCUACAGGCUACUCUCCAUAUGGUAAUCCUCCGCCGCCGCCUCCCUCUACAGGCUACUCUCCAUACGGUAAUCCCCCACCUCCUUCACCGCCACGUUCUCGCUGCCCUCCUGUUCCUCCGACAGGCUGUUGCAACCAACCACCACCCUCUACGUAUUAUUCUCCUCCGUAUCCUUACUUUUAUACUCCUCCUUAUCCUUACGGUACUCUGGGCGGAGGAGAAAGCGGUGGCGGGCAAGGAGGAGGAGGUGGAACCGGAGCAGCGGUGGCUCACUAUUCUUCUUCUUCCGUGACGGUUUAUGUUUUGAUGAUUGUCGUAUCGUGUGCUUUUGUUGUCUUCUAGGGCAUGCAUAGGUUUUGAUAAAUAUUAGAUCUAUCAAAAGCCACCUUCUUUUCUGUUAUUAUCUCAGAAUUUUUGCAGUGUAAGUUCGAAUAAAAAUAAUUUAUGUUCUCUGA
Messenger RNA from Brassica rapa (field mustard), 1765 nucleotides. Its product is annotated as formin-like protein 14. Lineage: Eukaryota; Viridiplantae; Streptophyta; Magnoliopsida; Brassicales; Brassicaceae. The record is from RefSeq and is a predicted model, not a curated record.